GCAUUUGGACGGGUCAAUGGAUACAAGAUCAAUCCCAACCAGGAGCUCAUCGCCAUAGGCGUGACGAACACGCUCGGCACUAUAUUCCAUGCGUAUCCCGCUACAGGAUCGUUCUCCCGUUCUGCCUUGAAGUUGAAGUCGGGCGUGCGGACUCCUCUGGCUGGUAUCUUCACUGCGAUGGUUGUCAUCGUUGCUCUCUAUGGCCUUACCCCAGCCUUUUACUGGAUCCCUAGCGCUGGUCUUUCGGCCGUCAUCAUCCACGCGGUCGCUGAUCUUGUCGCGUCACCUUCCCAAGCAUUCUCUUACUGGCGCGUAUCCCCCCUCGAGUUUCUUAUUUGGUUGGCUGCAGUCCUGGUCACCGUCUUUUCGUCUAUUGAGAACGGCAUCUACAUCUCCAUCUCGGCAUCGUUUGCCUUACUUCUGGUUCGCGUCGCACACCCUAGGGGAUAUUUCCUUGGGAAGGUUACCCUGACACGCAACUCAACUGAAUCACGAGAAGUCUUUGUUCCGUUGCGCAAGGAUGGCGUAACCAACCAAUAUGUCAAGGUAUAA
Molecule: messenger RNA, 552 nt
Organism: Suillus discolor
Lineage: Eukaryota; Fungi; Basidiomycota; Agaricomycetes; Boletales; Suillaceae
Product: sulfate transporter
Exons: 1
Biological process (GO): transmembrane transport
Cellular component (GO): membrane
Molecular function (GO): sulfate transmembrane transporter activity
Source: RefSeq, a predicted model, not a curated record